AUGCCCGCGAAAGGCUCGACUUCUUCCUCGCUGCUAAUACGGGCGAAGGGCUCCGGUUCCACAGCGGCACAUAACAGUCCGACGAUUCGCACUGCAGAUAUGGCUCCGGGGAGGGUGAUCUCUGCUGUUUACAAGAACCCACAUGCCACGUUUUUGCACAAAAUUCCAUACGGGCACAGCGCUGCUGAUGUGGCAGCUGGUGCUUUUCGCUUUGGCAUGAUAUAUGGCGCGUGGGCGCACGAAGAGGUUCGCGACGAAAAGGCUGAAAAAGACUUCAGAAAAGACACGGAUUGA
This is a messenger RNA of Diaporthe amygdali, 294 nucleotides long. RefSeq lists its product as uncharacterized. Lineage: Eukaryota; Fungi; Ascomycota; Sordariomycetes; Diaporthales; Diaporthaceae. The record is from RefSeq and is a predicted model, not a curated record. The coding region runs from base 1 to 294 and encodes 97 amino acids. The transcript has a single exon.